Molecule: messenger RNA, 1755 nt
Organism: Theileria equi strain WA
Lineage: Eukaryota; Apicomplexa; Aconoidasida; Piroplasmida; Theileriidae
Product: arginyl-tRNA synthetase, putative
Exons: 9
Coding region: 1-1755 (584 amino acids)
Biological process (GO): arginyl-tRNA aminoacylation
Cellular component (GO): cytoplasm
Molecular function (GO): ATP binding; arginine-tRNA ligase activity
Source: RefSeq, a predicted model, not a curated record
AUGAGAAUUAUCCAAAAUUAUGUGCGCGACUUGCUUUCUUCAGCAAUAGCAAAGUGCUCAACCGCUGAAAUCGUCCAGGAGUUUGCCAAACAUCCCAACGUAUCAGUGGCCAAGCCAAAAUUUGGCGACUACCAGUGGAAUGAUGCUCUAUCGUUGUUCAAGCUGGCCAAAGACUCUCUCACCGUAGGAAGUCCAAAGGAACUCGCAGAGCUUGUCAAGGAGAACAUUGAAAAAACUGCCUUCUCCUCAGUAAACGUCUCCCCUCAAGGGUUCCUAACCUUUGUAUUUUCCAAGGAAUGGAUUGAGGAGGAAAUUAAAAGUUUGGCCAUCAAUGGAGUCAAGCCAUCAAAACUCUUGAAUGGAGUUAAGGUUGGCAUCGACUUUUCUUCUCCAAACAUAGCCAAGGAGAUGCACGUUGGACAUUUACGUUCGACCAUCAUAGGAGACUCCAUAGCUCGCAUAUUGGAGUUUCAUGGAUACGAGGUCUUUAGAAUUAACCAUCUUGGUGAUUGGGGAACCCAGUUUGGAAUGCUCAUCGAGUACAUGUAUGAGAAAUACCCUGACUUUUUGACAUCAAUGCCGAGCAUCAGCGAUUUGACAAAGUUUUACAAGGAAGCAAAGCUCAGAAUGGACACUGAUGAAGAGUUCAAAAAAAAGAGUCGUAGCCGCGUUGUUAAACUACAAUCUGGAGACAAGGAUUCCCGAAUGGUCUGGAAGGUCAUCUGUGACCUAAGUAUGGAGGCAUUCAACGAAAUAUACAAACGACUUGACAUCAAAUUCGAAGUGUACGGUGAAUCAUUCUAUAAUGACUUUAUACCUGACGUUGUAAAGGAACUCAAAGAGAAGGGUAUAGCUGAGGAUUCUCAGGGUGCUAUUGUCGUAUUCACCGAUGUCAGUCCUGCCCCUCUUAUGCUUGUCAAGAGUGAUGGUGGUUAUGGAUAUGACACUACUGAUAUGGCAUGCAUUCGCUAUAGGAUUCAGGAACUUAAAUGUGACUGGGUCAUCUAUGUCACCGAUGUUGGACAAGCUGAACAUUUCGCAAAGAUUUUCAAGGCAGCAAGAGAUGCUGGCUGGGCUGAUCAUGAAAAUAAGAGGGUAAGACUCGAUCACGUUGGUUUUGGAAUGAUCCUCAAUGACUUUGGAGAAAAGUUCAAGACACGCUCCGGAGAAACAGUAAAACUCGUUGACUUACUUGAUGUAGCUGUUGAAAGGGCUAGCGCUGAACUAGAAAAGAGACUUCAAAACCAAACAGAGGAUGAUUUAGACGCUCAAUCUGAUCUAAAGGGUGUAUCUGAAACGCUAGGAUACGGUGCAGUAAAGUAUUAUGAUCUUAAUCGCUCCAUUUUGAGCAAUUACAAGUUCUCAUUCGACUCCAUGCUUGACCCAAGGGGAAAUACUGCCGUAUAUUUACUGUACGCAUACGCGCGUAUUUGUGCGAUUUUCAGAAAAUCUGGAAUUAACUUUGAGGAAUUGGACAUUAGUGCACUGUCUGUUAGCCACACAACUGAAAUUGCACUCGCAAAGUGUAUCCUAAAGUUCCCGGCCGUUCUAGACACAAUUUUGAAAGACCUAGCCGUCAACAGGCUAACCGAGUAUCUUUAUGACAUUAGCUGUCAAUUUUCUGCCUUUUAUACACAAUGUAAAGUCGUCGGAGACAGUGAGCAAAACUCCAGGCUCAUUCUGUGCCACUGCACAAGGAUGAUUAUGAAGACUUGCUUCAAUCUCAUUGGAAUAAAGCCACUUGAGCGUAUUUAG